AUGAGUCAAGAUUACCAUAUCAAUACCCGCUUCAAAAUGGGCGGUGAUCAGCCACAGCUCUUACAACAUACUACUCCAAAACUAUCAAACACUUCCAAGGAAGAUCCUACCCCGUUGACUCCCAACACGAACGAGAAUGCUUUAGACACAGCAAUUUUAGGUACAAACACUCCGACGUCAGUGGCCAAGGCUACGCCAAGAAUGAUGGGCAAGACUCAAUCACAACCACAGCCGCAGCCGCAAAUGCAAACUCAACCGCAAAUGCAAUCGCAAGCCCAUGAAAAUGCGCAACAACAACCGUUGAUGCCGCCAGUGGAAAUCUCUUACAACAAAGACGGCACUCUGAACACUCCUAACCAUUUAAACCUCGUAACAGAACAGCAAAAGAACAGAACACCAACACCUGCUGCCCAAAGAUCUCCUCAGACCCGGUCACAAUCACAAUCGCAAUCGCAGGCACAAGCACAAUCGCAAUCGCAACAGAGAAAAUCAAGUAGAUCCCGUCAAAACGAACCUAAACAAUUCCAUAGAAAAUCAUUGGGUGAUUGGGAUUUCUUAGAAACUGUAGGUGCCGGGUCCAUGGGUAAAGUCAAACUAGCUAAACAUCAUUAUACAAACGAAAUAUGCGCCAUCAAAGUAGUCAAUAGAGCCACUAAGGGGUUCCUGCAUAAGGAACAAACUUUGCCUCCUCCGCAAACAGAACAAGAAAUCUUGGAAAGACAGAAAAACUUGGAAAAGGAAAUCUCAAGGGAUAAACGUACCAUUAGAGAAGCAUCUUUGGGCCAGAUCUUAUACCAUCCUCAUAUUUGUCGUCUUUUCGAAAUGUGCACCAUGUCAAACCAUUUCUAUAUGCUUUUCGAAUAUGUUUCAGGGGGUCAAUUAUUAGAUUAUAUAAUUCAACACGGUUCAUUAAGAGAACAUCAUGCAAGAAAAUUCGCAAGAGGGAUUGCUAGUGCAUUACAAUAUUUACAUUCAAACAAUAUCGUCCAUAGAGAUUUGAAGAUAGAAAAUAUUAUGAUCUCCACUUCAGGUGAAAUUAAAAUUAUCGAUUUCGGUCUCUCCAAUUUAUAUGAUACAACAAGACAAUUACAUACGUUUUGUGGGUCUCUAUAUUUUGCAGCACCAGAAUUAUUAAAAGCUCAUCCUUAUACCGGUCCCGAAGUGGAUGUCUGGUCCUUUGGUGUUGUUCUUUAUGUCUUGGUAUGUGGUAAAGUUCCCUUUGAUGAUGAAAAUUCAAGUGUCUUACAUGAAAAGAUUAAACAGGGGAAAGUGGAUUACCCUCAACAUUUAUCAAUUGAAGUCAUUUCACUUUUAUCCAAAAUGUUGGUUGUCGAUCCUAAAAAGAGAGCCACUCUAAGACAAGUUGUAGAACAUCAUUGGAUGGUUAGGGGAUAUGAUAAUCCAUCUUCAUCAUACUUACCCAAUAGAAUUCCCUUGACCCCACAAAUGCUAGAUUACGAUGUCGUAAAGGAAAUGUUACGUCUAGAGUUUAUUGAUGAUAUAGAUGAGACUAUGAAUUAUUUAACCAAAAUCAUCUCGGAUGAAACAUAUUUAGAAUUAUCAAAUCAAUAUUGGUCCUUAAUUAAAGAAAAAAAUUUAAACAUCAAUGAAAUGAGUCCCUUUGAUAAUCCAUUGCAGGCAUACCAUCCUUUAAUCUCUAUAUAUUACCUGGUGGAUGAAAUGUUAAGAAAUAAAUUGAAAAAAUUACAAAGAAGACAAAUGCAAUUCCAACAACAACAAAAUUUGGAAUUACAAAGGAAAAAAUUGGAAUUACAAAAGCAAAAUGCUGCUGCGUCUGCUGCUGCGUCUGCGGGACUUGCCACUACUACCCCAGCUGCCACCCCAGUUAUUCCUCAACCAGUAAAUUCACCUAUCAAGACUCAGUUAUCACCCAUUAAGACAGAUGCAUCUCCAAUGGUAAAGAGUAGAAAAGAGGGCAACUUAUCUUCCCCUGCAAAACAAUCACAACAACAACAAAAGAGCUUAAAAGUAAUGAUCCCUCCAAAAUUAAUCAUCCCAGAACAAGCUCAUACUUCCCCAACAACAAGAAAAACUGUUGAUAGACAAAAUGAUAUAGAUACUGUCUUUGCUAAAGCUGAAAAUAAAAUUAACAACUAUAACGAUACUCCCGAAAAUAGCACUUAUGCCAGUCCAAUGGAAUCUCCAAGUAAACAUCAAGCAAAUACAAACGUAAAUAAUACUACUAGCAUACCAGAUUCUCCUGAUGAUGAAAAUAAAACAACUAUUGGAAACAUAUUUAGAAGAUUAUCCUCCCGUCGUCAUCCUUCAGGUGCAACCACAGAUUCUUCUCCUACUAACAACCCUACAUCAAUGGAUCCAUCUCAAAUGCAAAAGAAACUUCCAGAUACAGUUAUUCCAAAGACUCAUUCUCGUGCUUAUUCAGAAUAUGUUCCAUCAAAUAGAAAUCCAAAUUAUGGCUCUAUGAAUACUCCACCAGUAUUAAUUAGAUCACCACAAAGAUCAGCAUCUCAAAAGCAAAAUGCAGAUUUACCUGCAUUGCCAAUGAAUGCUGAAACUAUCGUUCAGCAACAAAGAGCUAAACAAUUAUCAAAUAAUAUGGAAAAUUUGAAAAUUAAUCAAGAUUCAGCAAAUGAUGAUGAAGCAACUCCUACUCCUACUACCACAGCACCUACUGACACUAGCAACAACAAUAAUAAUACUCAAGAUAACUCAUAUGACCAAUUAAAUAUUCCAAAAGGUAGGAAGUUACAUCCAAAUGCAAGAGCUAAAUCUGUGGGUCAUGCUCGUCGUGAAUCUUUGAAAUAUAGCAGACCCCCUGUACCUGCCAAUUUGUUCCAACCAGAAAUGGAAGAUAAUGGCUUUCUUCAUUAUAGUGAUGAUAAUAGAUCAGAUAAUAAUAAUACCACAGCAACAAAUGCUACUUCCACUUCCACCAAUAAUAAUACCACGAAAGCAGGUAUCGUAUCAAAUAAUAUUAACAAUUACACUAAUGAAAAUAAUUCAGUUAUUCAAAAUACAAUUAAUAAUCAAAUUAAUACCCAUGAAAUUAUAACUGAACAUUUAUUAUCCGAUGAUGAAAUUCUUGAUCAAGCUGCAAAGGCUCCUCCUGGAACAAUGCCAUCUAUUGAUUUCCCACGUUCAUUAUUCUUAAAGGGCUUUUUUUCAGUACAAACAACUUCUUCAAAACCUUUACCUAUAGUUAGAUAUAAAAUCAUUACUGUAUUGAAAAAAAUGAAUAUAGAAUUUAAAGAGGUUAAAGGUGGGUUCAUUUGUCUUCAAAGAUAUUACAAUAACAAUAACCUCUUGAAUGUCAAUACUACUGCUGCUGCUGCUACUACAACAACUUCUAAUACUUCUAAUACAGAUACAGAUGCAGAAGAUCAAGUAUCAAAAGGUCUUACUCCAAGAUCUCGUCAUAAUUCCAUUAAACGUCAAGGCUCCAUUAAUAAAUAUUUUGCAAAUAAUUUAAAUACAGAUACAAAUAACGCUCCUCCAAUCCCAAUGUCUCCAAUGGGUAUGUUGAAUAAUGAUCCAAACACUCAACAAAAUUCAACUCAUGGUAGAAGUAUGUCCACUGUAUUAUCCCCAACUAGAUAUAGUAAUAAUAAUAGUAGCGUAGGUGGUGGUGGAGUAUCAGGUGACGUUUCUGCGGCUUCUUUAGAAUAUAUUAAUCAAGAUGAAAACGUGUUGACGAAUUCAAGAGCAGAAGGUAUGAAUAGAAUUGAUAAUCAAGAUGCUAUUAAUGACGAUGAAGAAUUAAGUAGUAAUGGUGAACCAAUCUCCAAGACUAUAAGUUCAAACGGUGGUAAUCAAAUUAAUAGAGAAAAACAACCUAUUAAAUUCGAAAUUCAUAUUGUCAAGGUUCGUAUUGUCGGUUUAGCUGGUGUUCAUUUCAAGAAGGUAUCUGGUAAUACUUGGUUAUAUAAAGAACUAGCGUCUAGAAUAUUAAAUGAUUUAAAUCUUUAA
Messenger RNA from Henningerozyma blattae CBS 6284, 3948 nucleotides. RefSeq lists its product as uncharacterized. Gene Ontology annotation, molecular function: protein serine/threonine kinase activity; ATP binding; tau-protein kinase activity. The transcript has a single exon. Gene Ontology annotation, biological process: microtubule cytoskeleton organization; protein phosphorylation; intracellular signal transduction. NCBI's taxonomy places the organism in Eukaryota, Fungi, Ascomycota, Saccharomycetes, Saccharomycetales, Saccharomycetaceae. Gene Ontology annotation, cellular component: cytoplasm. The record is from RefSeq and is a predicted model, not a curated record. The coding region runs from base 1 to 3948 and encodes 1315 amino acids.